GGCCGGAGCGCGGCCGCGGAGCUAGAGCAGAGCAGCCCCCCCGGCGCUGAGACGAUGGCGACCAGCCCGCUGCCCGGCCCCACCGAUAUCUUGCUGCCGUCGCCGUCCAGCGCGUACCCGCCGGACCCCAUGAACCAGCCGAGGGCCGGCCACGCCGCCAUGAAGCCCAACCAGGUGGGGCAGGUGAUCCUCUACGGCAUCCCGAUCGUCUCCCUGGUCAUCGACGGGCAGGAGCGGCUGUGCCUGGCGCAGAUCUCCAACACCCUUCUCAAAAACUUCAGCUACAACGAGAUCCACAACCGGCGGGUGGCCCUGGGCAUCACCUGCGUGCAGUGCACGCCGGUGCAGCUGGAGAUCCUGCGGCGGGCCGGGGCCAUGCCCAUCUCCUCCCGCCGCUGCGGCAUGAUCACCAAGAGGGAGGCAGAGCGGCUCUGCAAGUCCUUCUUGGGGGAGAACCGGCCCCCCAAAUUGCCGGAUAACUUCGCUUUCGACGUAUCGCACGAGUGCGCCUGGGGAUGCCGCGGGAGCUUCAUCCCGGCCCGCUACAACAGCUCCCGGGCCAAGUGCAUCAAGUGCAGCUACUGCAGCAUGUACUUCUCGCCCAACAAGUUCAUCUUCCACUCCCACCGCACCCCCGACGCCAAGUACACCCAGCCCGACGCCGCCAACUUCAACUCCUGGCGCCGCCACCUGAAGCUGACCGACAAGAGCCCCCAGGAUGAGCUGGUCUUCGCCUGGGAGGAUGUCAAGGCCAUGUUCAACGGCGGCAGCCGCAAGCGCGCCCUGCCGCCCGCCCCGCCGGCCCCCGCCGCCGCCGCCCCCGCCGCCUGCCACCCGCUGGGCUCGGUGAAGGCGGCGGCGGUGGUGGGCGGCGGGCUGCUGAGCCCGCACCUCCUGGCCGCCCCGCCCGACCUGCACCAGAAGCGGCCGCGCUUCGAGGAGGACGAGGAGCUGCAGGAGGCGGUGGCGGCGGCGCACGGCGGCAAAAGCCCGCGGAGCUACCCCGUCAUCCCGGUGCCCAGCAAGGGCUCCUUCGGCGGCAUGCUCCAGAAGUUCCCCGGCUGCGGCGGGCUCUUCCCGCACCCCUACGGCUUCCCCGCCGCCGCCUUCGGGCUCUGCCACAAGAAGGAGGAGGGCGGCGGCGGCGAUGCCCUCGGCGGGGCGGCCGCGCACAAAGCCGGCGGGGCGGCGGCGGCGGCGGCGGGCGGCGGGCUCUCGGGGCUCUUCUGGCCGGGCAGGAAGGACGCCGCCUUCUACCCUCCCUUCUGCAUGUUUUGGCCGCCGCGCACCCCGGGCGGGCUGCCGGUACCCACCUACCUGCAGCCGCCGCCGCAGCCCCCCGGCGCCCUGGGAUGCUCGCUGGGAGGGGACGGGGCGGGCCUGCUGCGCCAGGCUUUCCUGGACCUCUCGGAGCCCGGCGGCGAGGCGGGGCCGGCGGGGCUGGGGACGGGGCCGGCGGGGCUGGGGACGCCGCCCGCCGCCGCCCCCCCGUCGGCGCCCGCCGCCCGCCGCCGCCGCCGCCCGCCCGCCGCCGCCGCCCGGGACCCGCUGUUCGAGUCGCCCCCCGGUGGCAGCGCCGAGCCCGCCUCGCCCGCCGCUUCCGACGGGGGCAGCGCCGGUGGGGGCGGGCGGGUCCCCCCGCACCACCCGCACCUGCUGGAGGCGGCGGGCGGGCGCAAGGCGAGCGGCGGGUACCACCACUCCAGCGCCUUCCGCCCGGUGGGCGGCAAGGAGGACUCGGAGAGCCUGGCCAAGCUGCACGGAGGAGGCGGCGGCGGCCCCCCGCGCUCCGCCUCGCCGCUGCAGCUGCUGCUGCCGCCGCCGCCGCCGCCGCCCCCCGAGGACGCGGGAUACGAGAGGCACCCGCAUCCUCCGCACGCCGCGCACCGCCUCCUCUCCCCCGGAGGCACUAGCUGCAGCUUCGCCAGCGAAGAGAGCAGCGAGGAGGAGGAGGACGAGGAGGAGGAAGACGAGCCCGAGGUGGACGUCGAGGGGCACAAGCCCCCCGAGGAGGAGGAAGAGGAUGAGGAGGAGGAGGGCGAGGAAGAGCCCCGCGGCGGAGACCCCUUGGCGGCCGGCGGCCGCUUUCCACCCGCCCGCGGUCUGCCGGAGAAGGGCGGCCGGGAGCGCCUCGCCGCCGGCCCCUUCCCCCGUCCGCCCGUCGAGGAGAAGCCGGGGGAUGGUCAAACCCCACCGCAGCCGCCUGCCGGGGCCCCGCGGGCGGGCAGCGGCGGCAGCAGCCCGGCACAUCACCCGGCGCCCGAGGAGCAGCCCCUCUACAAGGAUAACCAGAAGAGCAAGGAGGGUAAUCAGGUCAUCUUGCCUACGAAAGAGGACACCUUCUCAGAUAAGAACAAGGAGCAUAAUUUUUUCAUCACAGAUUCAGAGCCUUCAGGAGGAGACUUCUGGAGAGAUAUAGCAGGAGAACACACACAAGAAACUAAUUCACCUCAUUCUCUGAAGAAGGAUGUGGAAAAUAUGGGGAAAGAGGAGCUCCAGAAGGUUCUGUUUGAGCAGAUCGACCUACGGAGGAGGCUGGAACAGGAAUUCCAGGUGUUGAAAGGAAACGCAUCUUUCCCAGUCUUCAACAACUUUCAAGAUCAGAUGAAGCGGGAACUGGCGUACAGAGAAGAAAUGGUGCAGCAGCUACAAAUCAUUCCCUAUGCAGCAAGCUUGAUCAGGAAAGAAAAGCUCGGUGCACACCUCAGCAAAAGCUAAAGAAGCACAGGAGCUUUUGCAGCUGUUACCUUAUAAGUUAUAACCCAGUCAGAAACCUGACUUGUAUAUAGACUGUGAAAUGGAAGUGUU
Messenger RNA from Vidua chalybeata, 2808 nucleotides. It is a transcript of the gene SKOR2, whose product is annotated as SKI family transcriptional corepressor 2. Gene Ontology annotation, cellular component: transcription regulator complex; nucleus. Gene Ontology annotation, biological process: negative regulation of BMP signaling pathway; negative regulation of transcription by RNA polymerase II. Gene Ontology annotation, molecular function: SMAD binding; DNA-binding transcription factor activity, RNA polymerase II-specific; RNA polymerase II cis-regulatory region sequence-specific DNA binding. NCBI's taxonomy places the organism in Eukaryota, Metazoa, Chordata, Aves, Passeriformes, Viduidae. The record is from RefSeq and is a predicted model, not a curated record.